AACGUCAUCACGUAAUGACGUAGUUUUACGUAACGACGUCAUCACGUAAUGACGUCACAACGUCAUUUAGCAACUUUUAGCAACUAAUCGACCUGCCUCUAGCAACUUCCCCAAAAAAAUAGUUGGCAACAUUGUCUGUGAGUCCAUCAUGCCUGUACUCGACCAAACUCUUGUGCUGUGUGUGUACGGCUUCUUCUCCAACCUCCGGCCGUCGGAGCCUUUCCUCACCGCUUACCUUCUGGGCCCAGAUAAGAAUCUGACGGAGACUCAGGUGGUGAAUGAAAUCUAUCCAGUGUGGACGUAUUCCUACCUGGUGUUGCUGUUCCCCAUCUUCCUGGCCACUGACUUCCUGCGUUAUAAGCCCGUAUUGGUGCUGCAGGCCACCAGCUUAGUGGUUACAUAUGUCAUGUUGCUGAGGGCGCAGGGCGUGCUGGCCAUGCAGCUCCUCGAGUUCUUCUUUGGACUGGCUACGGCCUCCGAGGUGGCCUACUACUCGUACAUCUACAGCGUGGUGGAUCCGGCGCACUACCAGAGAGUGACUGGUUACUGCCGCAGCAUCGCUCUGUUCGGAUCAGCUGCUGGAUCUCUGACCGGUCAGCUGCUGCUCUCUGUGGCCAAAGUUCAGCUGGUCCACCUGGUCAUCAUCACCUUGACAACUGCCUCCGUGGCCUCUGUGGCUCCCUGGUUUCUACCCAUGCCCAAGAGAAGCUUGUUCUUCCACAAGAGUCCAGCCGCGGCGGAGAAGCCGAACAGCACCGCUCUGCUGGAGCGGACCGAGGAUUCAGAGAACAAGUCGCCUCCCAACAGCCAGGACGUCGCCACGAUAUCCAGGUCCUCUGAGACAGGAAGUCACAGCAGCAGGCUUGUGGAAGUGCUACAGGUUCUGUUUGAUGACUUCCUGAAGUGCUACAGGUGCCGGUCCCUGCUGGCCUGGUCCCUGUGGUGGGCUCUGGCCACCUGCGGCUACUUCCAGGUCAUCAACUACGCUCAAGCACUGUGGGAGAACAUCCGUCCAUCCCAGGACUACGAAAUCUACAACGGCUACGUAGAGACCCUGUCCACACUGCUGGGGGCUCUGGCGGCCCUGCUGGUGGGCUACUUGCCCGUGUCCUGGUCUCUGUGGGGGGAGCUGGUUCUGUGUGUCCUCUCCCUGCUGAUGGCUUUGUGUGUGUUUGCUAUGGACACUGUGAGGAACAUCUGGCUCUGUUACAGCGCAUACGUCCUCUUCAGAGCCAUAUAUAUGCUGCUCAUCACCGUGGCAACGUAUCAGAUUGCUGCCAGUCUCAACAUGCAGCGCUACGCCUUAGUGUUCGGGGUGAACACCUUCAUGGCCCUGCUGCUGCAGACUCUGCUCACUGUGGCUGUGGUGGACUCGGCCGGCCUUGGCCUCGAUGUCUUUACUCAGUUCCUCAUCUAUGGCGGCUACUUUGCUGUCAUUUCUCUGGUCUUUCUGCUCGCUGCACUUUACAAAUUGGCCUCCAGGAGGUGCUCUAAGCAGGAAGAGGAGGUGCUGGCCAACAGCCGAGCAGGAACGGAGUCUGACUCGUCUCCAAUCAAGUGAUGGUUACUGAUGGCGUCUCACAUACUGAAUAAAGCAGCAUUAGUGAGUGAGCUGCAGUCAUCACGUCAUUGUGUUGUUAAUAAUGAAUGAAGCUGUAGUACUCUGUUGUGGCCACUAUGUGGUAGGAUGACAUGAUGUCAUCAUACUGCUGUCUAACCCAUUCAUGAUCCAUUUAAUGUUCCCCACUGAGACCCAACUGGACAGAAAAGAUGCAGUAGGACCAAACCAUGAGUGUUACAGAGUGGGUCUUUAGUCAUUGAAGUCAUUGAAACAAAUAUAUACUUCCUCUCUUUGCUGAUCACAGAUCAGAUGAAAAGGCUCCAUCUGAGAUUUAUGUCGCACAAUAUUUCAAAUGUUCAUAAUUGUAAUUCUGUAUGUUUCCCAGCUUGUUGAACUUGUGCCUUUAGACACUAGGAAUGGUACUGUAAUAGUACUUCUAAUGUGUUACAUUUGAAACCAGUGAAAAAGACAUGUUUGUAUUUAAAUAUGUAUUAUUUCCUCCUGCAAUGGCAUAGCUGCUGUAUUGUACUCUCAUUGAUCAUUAUUGGCACUGGCGAGGAGUUUGUGUAUCAGGUUCAUCAAUAUGUAUCUUUAAUGAAUGACAAUGAAAUGUGUUUGAUGUUAUGCUGCUUCUAUCUGUACAAGAUGUUCAUUACUACAAAUUAGAUGUGACCCAGAGCCACAGUGUGAGUCGUUGGUGUGUCUGUGGACUACAGAGACAGAGAUACAUCAGGAUUAGUGUUGCUUUGGCAAAAAGACUUAAAAGUGUUGUCUGACAUCAACCAAAUUCAUUUAGAAAACAUGGCCAAAUAUAAAGUACAAAUACCUGAAGUGUUCCACACACACCAGUAACUCUUCAUCUCAUCUUGGAACACUACAAAUAGUGCCUUUUCCUUUCCACUGUCAAAAUGUUCUCCACUGAUUCUUCUGAACUUAUAUUUUGGGCACUGUGCCAGCCUCUGGUAUUUCUUAAUGUCACUGAUGAAGCUCAUGUGUCACUUAAAAACAACUGUUACAACAGUAUUGGAUCAGUUGUAACUGUACAUCUGGUAUGUAAUACUUCUUUUGAAUGUUUGUCAACAUGCAUAGAAAUGAUGUUUUAUGAUCAGCGAACAAAUAAAAAAUAGCUUGAACAAUUUAACAAGUAAGGUGAUCUGUAUUUCUAAUUUCUCUUUGUACAACAAAUGGAUUGAACUAUUGUGUCCUCUUUUAUUGAUGUUUAGUUCUUUUGACAUCGCUGGCGGCUGGAUGUGAAGCAGAGGACGGACUCUUUUGUCUGUGUUCAUUCCGUUCCUUUCUUUGCACUAUUUGACAUUUAGCUCAUACAUGAAGUCUUGAGUGUAGUUUACUAGUGAAGGUUCUAUAAACAAUCUAAGUUGUCUCUAUGCAAUUUCUAUCACAAAGAAAUCAAAAUGUUUUUGCAGAAUCAUGUUUUUGUGUUCUGUAUUUUCACUGUUUUUGUAGUCGCUCUAUACAUCUUCUAAAUAAACAGAAAUAACAUCUUCUGUCCAGUGGUGUUUUUCUUCAGUAAAACAGGAGCAGGAGUUCUCGGACACACUCGCGAUGGUUUGAGGCUGGACUUUGGGAUGCGGUGCUUCGUUAGCAUGAUAGCAUUCUUACAUGUGCUAAUCAGUGCUACACAUAAAGUGGCUCUGGGUCACAUCUAAUUUGUAGUAAUGAACAUCUUGUACAG
This is a messenger RNA of Anarrhichthys ocellatus (wolf-eel), 3254 nucleotides long. It is a transcript of the gene slc19a2, whose product is annotated as solute carrier family 19 member 2. The transcript has 6 exons. The record is from RefSeq and is a predicted model, not a curated record. Gene Ontology annotation, biological process: transmembrane transport; vitamin transport. NCBI's taxonomy places the organism in Eukaryota, Metazoa, Chordata, Actinopteri, Perciformes, Anarhichadidae. Bases 149 to 1561 code for a protein of 470 amino acids. Gene Ontology annotation, cellular component: plasma membrane. Gene Ontology annotation, molecular function: vitamin transmembrane transporter activity.